UAAUCCACACGCACCCGACGCUUCCCAGCUUCCGUGCAAGCGCCGCGGUUUGCUGGACGGGGACGGGGGUCCACUCGGCCGAGCGCUUCAGAGAAAAGAAAGCUUACCCCGCCAGCUGAAGUUUCUUGCGGGCUUCCGCCCCUCGGCCGGUCAAUUCCCGGAGCUUGGGCCUCACCGGGCCGCGCGCCCAGCGUCCAGGACGAGCCGGGGCGAUGGUGCAGAUGGAGACGCAACUGCAGAGCAUUUUUGAGGAUGUGGUGAAAACGGAAAUUAUAGAAGAGGCUUUUCCUGGAAUGUUCAUGGACACCCCUGAAGAUGAAAAGACAAAACUAAUUAGCUGUCUGGGAGCCUUCAGACAGUUUUGGGGUGGUCUUUCUCAGGAAUCUCAUGAACAGUGCAUCCAGUGGAUUGUUAAAUUUAUUCAUGGCCAGCAUAGUCCUAAAAGAAUUUCUUUUCUCUAUGACUGUUUAGCAAUGGCAGUAGAGACUGGUCUCCUUCCACCCAGAAUGGUUUGUGAAUGCCUGAUAAACUCUGACACACUUGAAUGGGAAAGAACACAACUUUGGGCCCUAACAUUUAAGCUGGUCCGGAAAAUAAUUGGGGGAGUGGAUUACAAGGGUGUUCGGGAUCUCUUAAAAGUGAUUUUGGAGAAAAUCUUGACAAUUCCCAAUACAGUGAGCUCAGCUGUUGUACAGCAACUUCUAGCAGCAAGAGAGGUUAUAGCAUAUAUCCUGGAAAGAAAUGCUUGUUUAUUACCAGCCUACUUUGCAGUUACAGAGAUCAGGAAACUAUAUCCUGAGGGAAAACUUCCACACUGGUUACUUGGAAACCUGGUAUCAGACUUUGUGGAUACCUUCAGACCCACAGCAAGAAUAAACUCCAUUUGUGGCCGCUGCAGCCUUCUGCCAGUUGUAAAUAACUCAGGAGCCAUUUGUAAUUCAUGGAAAUUGGACCCUGCAACUCUUCGUUUUCCUUUGAAAGGCCUUUUGCCAUAUGAUAAGGAUCUGUUUGAACCCCAGACUGCUUUGUUGAGAUAUGUAUUGGAGCAGCCUUAUUCCAGGGAUAUGGUCUGCAAUAUGCUAGGUUUAAAUAAGCAGACCUUGAACAUUGCUCAGCACAAGCAGCGCUGCCCUGUGCUGGAGGACCAGUUGGUGGAUCUGGUGGUUUAUGCCAUGGAGCGGUCCGAGACUGAGGAGAAAUUUGACGAUGGGGGAACAAGCCAACUCCUGUGGCAGCACCUCUCGAGUCAGCUCAUUUUCUUUGUGCUUUUCCAGUUUGCAAGUUUUCCACAUAUGGUCCUUUCUCUUCAUCAGAAGUUAGCAGGGCGAGGACUGAUUAAAGGCAGAGAUCAUCUAAUGUGGGUUCUCCUGCAAUUCAUUUCUGGAAGUAUUCAGAAAAAUGCACUAGCUGAUUUUCUCCCUGUCAUGAAGCUCUUUGACCUUCUAUACCCAGAAAAAGAAUAUAUUCCAGUUCCUGAUAUUAACAAACCCCAGUCAACUCAUGCCUUUGCAAUGACUUGCAUUUGGAUUCAUCUCAAUAGAAAAGCCCAAAAUGACAACUCCAAGCUACAGAUUCCAAUACCUCAUUCCCUAAAGCUUCACCAUGAGUUCCUACAGCAGAGUCUCAGAAAUAAAAGUUUACAAAUGAAUGAUUAUAAGAUUGCCUUGCUGUGUAAUGCAUACUCUACAAAUUCAGAAUGUUUUACAUUGCCCAUGGGAGCUCUGGUAGAAACUAUUUAUGGAAAUGGGAUUAUGAGAGUACCUCUUCCUGGAACGAGCUGCUUGGCUUCAGCAUCGAUUACUCCCUUACCCAUGAAUCUGCUGGAUUCACUGACAGUUCAUGCCAAAAUGAGCCUUAUCCAUAGCAUCGCUACCAGAGUGAUAAAACUUGCUCAUGCAAAAUCCAGUGUGGCCUUGGCUCCAGCCCUAGUGGAAACGUACAGUCGUUUAUUGGUCUAUAUGGAAAUAGAGUCUUUGGGCAUCAAAGGAUUUAUCACUUUUAUAAUUGGUGCCUUAAAUUGUCUUGUUCCUGAAGGUCAACUUUUGCCAACUGUUUUCAAGUCCCAUGCCUGGGGGAUCUUACACACACUUCUUGAGAUGUUUAGCUACCGGAUGCACCACAUCCAGCCUCAUUACAGAGUGCAGCUCUUGAGCCAUCUUCAUACUCUAGCCGCAGUUGCACAAACAAACCAGAACCAGCUCCAUCUCUGUGUUGAGAGCACUGCACUUAGGCUUAUAACAGCAUUAGGGAGCUCAGAGGUACAGCCACAGUUCACACGCUUCCUGAGUGAUCCCAAAACAGUGCUGUCUGCAGAAUCUGAAGAGCUAAACCGAGCCUUGAUACUGACCUUAGCUAGAGCAACUCACGUAACAGAUUUUUUUACAGGCUCUGAUUCAAUUCAGGGAACUUGGUGUAAAGACAUACUUCAGACCAUCAUGAGUUUUACUCCUCAUAAUUGGGCAUCACACACUCUUAGCUGUUUUCCAGGCCCACUACAGGCAUUCUUCAAGCAGAAUAAUGUACCUCAGGAAAGCCGUUUUAAUCUGAAAAAAAAUGUGGAGGAGGAAUAUAGGAAGUGGAAGUCAAUGACCAAUGAAAAUGACAUCAUUACCCACUUCUCUAUGCAAGGCUCUCCUCCGCUCUUCCUUUGUCUUCUCUGGAAAAUGCUCUUGGAAACAGAUCAUAUUAAUCAGAUUGGCUAUAGAGUAUUAGAAAGAAUUGGAGCCAGGGCCUUGGUAGCCCAUGUGAGAACAUUUGCAGAUUUCUUAGUAUAUGAGUUCUCUACAUCAGCUGGAGGUCAGCAACUCAACAAAUGCAUUGAAAUUCUUAAUGACAUGGUAUGGAAGUAUAACAUUGUUACAUUGGACAGAUUGAUUCUCUGCUUGGCCAUGCGUAGUCAUGAAGGAAAUGAAGCCCAGGUUUGUUAUUUCAUAAUUCAGUUGCUGUUACUCAAACCAAAUGAUUUUAGAAAUCGAGUAAGUGACUUUGUGAAGGAAAAUUCUCCAGAGCACUGGCUACAGAACGACUGGCACACCAAGCAUAUGAAUUAUCACAAGAAAUACCCUGAGAAACUAUAUUUUGAGGGCCUGGCAGAGCAGGUUGAUCCUCCUGUGCAGAUCCAGUCUCCCUAUCUACCCAUCUAUUUUGGAAAUGUGUGUCUUCGAUUUCUCCCAGUAUUUGAUAUAGUAAUCCACAGAUUUUUAGAAUUGCUUCCAGUUUCCAAAUCACUGGAGACUCUACUAGAUCACCUUGGUGGCUUAUAUAAAUUUCAUGAUCGCCCUGUGACUUAUUUGUAUAAUACUCUACACUAUUACGAAAUGCACCUGAGAGACCGCCCACAUCUCAAGCGAAAGCUUGUCCAUGCCAUCAUUGGCUCACUCAAGGAUAAUCGGCCACAAGGCUGGUGUCUAAGUGACACAUAUCUGAAGUGUGGCAUGAAUGCUCGAGAAGAAAAUCCGUGGGUCCCAGAUGACUCCUACUAUUGCAGAUUGAUUGGCAGACUAGUAGAUACAAUGGCUGGCAAAUCUCCUGGUCCAUUCCCAAACUGUGACUGGAGAUUCAAUGAGUUUCCCAACCCAGCUGCCCAUGCACUACAUGUUACCUGUGUGGAGCUCAUGGCCUUGGCUGUUUCAGGCGAAGAUGUUGGAAACGCUCUUCUAAAUGUUGUCCUGAAAAGUCAGCCAUUAGUACCAAGAGAGAAUAUUACAGCAUGGAUGAAUGCAAUUGGACUGAUCAUCACUGCACUACCAGAGCCAUAUUGGAUUGUCCUGCAUGAUCGAAUUGUGAGUGUUAUCAGCAGUCCCAGCUUGACAUCCGAGUCAGAGUGGGUUGGCUAUCCAUUCCGCCUCUUUGAUUUCACUGCUUGUCAUCAGUCCUACUCCGAGAUGAGCUGCAGCUAUACAUUAGCUCUUGCACAUGCUGUGUGGCACCAUUCUAGCAUUGGGCAACUUUCUCUCAUUCCCAAGUUUCUCACUGAAGUCCUUCUUCCUGUAGUGAAGACUGAAUUCCAGUUGCUUUAUGUGUACCAUCUUGUGGGACCAUUUUUACAAAGAUUUCAGCAAGAGAGAACUCGGUGUAUGAUAGAGAUUGGCGUGGCAUUUUAUGACAUGUUACUGAAUGUAGACCAGUGUAGCACCCACUUAAAUUACAUGGAUCCCAUCUGUGACUUCCUAUAUCAUAUGAAGUAUAUGUUUACUGGUGACAGCGUAAAAGAACAAGUAGAGAAGAUUAUUUGUAAUUUAAAACCAGCUUUAAAACUUCGUCUUCGAUUCAUCACACACAUUAGCAAGAUGGAACCACCUGCAGUGCCUCCACAAGCCAUAAAUAGUGGGUCUCCAGCUCCUCAGUCUAAUCAGGUGCCAGUGUCAUUACCAGUAACUCAGUGAAGUCCUCUCAUGUACGGUGUUGACAAUGGAAAUACAUUUGUCUUUGAAAAUGGACUCUAAUCUAUUAAAUCUGAACAUAAUCAGGCUACAUAGUGGUGUAGUAGAAGCAGUGAUGUUCAGAUUGUCUUAUUUUGAUUCAAACGAUGAAUCUACUGAUACUUUAUGACUCCCACCUCUCUAUCUAUAUUUUUGUCUCUAAGAGAUCAAGUAAGCUACAUGUUGGCCAUAUCUAUAACUGUUAGUGCUACCUAGUAAUACGGAGGGUAUCUGUGGUCAAAUGAGUUUCAUUAGAUACUUCCAGUCUUUCUUAUUCUAGCCACUGGUUUUAUUUUUAAUUUUUAUUGUUAAUGACUUCAGUGUUCAAAUAUAUUGGAAAAGAGUUCUCAAAUGAUUUUAUACAUAAGUCUCUUUUGGUGUAUGUUUGGGAUAAGAGAUUUUUUUUUUGUCAAGUGAAGGCCUCUAGAUUUCAUUGCAUCUCAGGACCAAACACAGUUGCAUAUUCUUUUAAAAAUGGCUUAAAAUUUUUACCAUAGGCUUCCAAAUAAAUGGGUUAAUGGUUCUAUCAACGUAGAUUGGCAAGUUAGUUGCCUUUGCUGUGGACUUGAACUUAUUGUAUGAAAUGAGUUGGAAGCCAUGUAAGAAAAUAACAUAGAGGGACACCUGGGUGGCUCAGUGGUUGAGCAUCUGCCUUUGGUUCAGGGCGUGACCGUGGGGUCCCAGGAUCGAGUCCCACAUCAAGCUCUCUGCGUGGAGCCUGCUUCUCCCUCUGCCUGUGUCUCUGCCUCUCUCUCUCUUUCUGUCUCUCAUGAAUAAAUAAAUAAAUAAAAUCUUUAAAAAAUAAAUAACAUAGAAAUGCAUACACUUAAUAAAAUCAUGCUUAAAUGGUGAUUCUCCAAUCUCUGUUAUUUAAAACAAAUUAAUUGCUUUCCAAGUUUGACACUUUGACCUGGCCUAUGAUGCGAUUCUUUAAAUUUUUAUAAAAAAUCUUAAAAUUUUUAAGUAUUUGUAUUUUUAAAUAUAGCAUAGUUUUUGGUUCUUUAGGGUUUAUCAGAUUUUGAAAGACAAACUGUUAAUUUGGGCAGAGAGAGAAUGGCAUUAAGAUUGUAAAAGACUUGAAAAAUAAUCAGUAAAAUCUGUUGGAUAAAUAAACGGUUUGAUUAUUUAUUCAGUCUGAA
Messenger RNA from Canis lupus familiaris (dog), 5560 nucleotides. It is a transcript of the gene MED23, whose product is annotated as mediator complex subunit 23. The coding region runs from base 213 to 4385 and encodes 1390 amino acids. Lineage: Eukaryota; Metazoa; Chordata; Mammalia; Carnivora; Canidae. Gene Ontology annotation, cellular component: mediator complex; transcription regulator complex. The record is from RefSeq and is a predicted model, not a curated record. The transcript has 30 exons. Gene Ontology annotation, biological process: regulation of transcription by RNA polymerase II; positive regulation of gene expression.